This is a messenger RNA of Symbiodinium necroappetens, 993 nucleotides long. Lineage: Eukaryota; Dinophyceae; Suessiales; Symbiodiniaceae. The record is from the annotation of a GenBank genome assembly.
AUGUGGUGUGCAGGGGAGAUGACGAGUGCCCGAAAGUACAGCAUCCCCAUCAUCCCGCUCUACUGCGAUGGCUUUGCCUUCCCGGACGAAGACUGCAUCAACAAGAUCGAGUCUGUGUGGACCGAAGAGCAACAAUACACCUUGACGAGCCACGGCAUCGCCAUCGAGGACAUCAAGGCCACCUACCGGCACAUCAGCACGCUAGAGGGCUAUGCUCUGAGCCGGCACAGCAGCCUGGAGGAGCAGGAACGCCUGGUGCUGGACGUGGCCGCGGCCGUGCUGCGAGGCGCUCGGCGGGCGGAGGUGGCGGCGCAGGGCUCCGUGAGCAGCGCGCGCAUCCUGCUCUGCUCCAGCGAGCGGGAGCCCGAGGCCAUCUCCACCGUGCUGAUCCUGCAGCAGAUGGUGCAGCAGCAGCUCCGCAUCGCCACCUUCCGCGUUCGGAGUUUGAAGGACAUCGCAGCGGCCAGCAGCGCCUCCUUCGCGCUGGUCUUGUUGAGCCAGGGGGUCCUCGAGGACCCUGACUUCGCGCUCCAGAUCGGGCAGAUGCGAGCGCAGGGGCUAAGCUUUGUUCCUGUGAACGACGGCACCUUCCAGUUCCCGCCACCGGACUUCUACAUGCAGGUGGAGGAGGGCGGCGUGGCCGGGCUCGGGCCAAAUGCCGGGCGCAGCUUGGCAAAGGCCUACCAGGCGCUGCUGGGCAUCCUCGCGCUGCCCCUGACGCCCCACGCCUCCAGCGGAAUCCUCGAGAGGCAGGUGACGCAGAUCUGCCAAAGGUUCGGAAGCCUGGAAGACCUUGUCGAGCGCAGGACGCAAUCCAGCAACAGAACCACCACUGCCGACGAGGUCGGCAUCACUGACAUCUCUAUGUCCCUGACAGGCUUCGAUGACGUUGACGGCGAUGCGAGAACCCCAACCGCAAUCACACCUGACCAGGACGGCAGUGCAGAGCAAGACAGUGAGUAUUCGAUUCACGACGAUCUUUGGUAUACCUAG